CGGCCUGCCCCAUGCCGGGAGUGGGGGUGGGGGCCGACGCAGCCACGUAGGAACUGCGCACACUCUGGCGCACCGAGAGACCCGGACUCCGGCGGCGGCGGACCCGAGCGGACCCAAGAGUGACGGAAACGCCGCCGCACCUCCCUAGCCGACGUCCGGCUCCGCCCCUGGGGUGGGCGGACACAAAGGCGGCCCAGAAAACCCGGGGUGGAUUUCCCCCGUUGCACCCGCUCGCUGAAGUGGGCAUUGUCAUUAGCGGGCUGCAGUAACGGGGUCGCCCCCCUACCAGAGCGCUUUCCGAGGGAGUUGCACUUGUGUUUAUUAGAGAAAGAUUUAAAAUCCUGCCCUUGCCCUCCCGCGGAGGCUUGAGAGGACUCGAUCUCCAGUCUGUCUGUUCUGGGCGACAGGGGCUCCGGAGUCCCCGAGCAGGGUUGCAGGGUCUAGUGGAGUGGGGCAUCCGGCGCCUGGGUCCCGAACCCUGGUGUCCAGCACUUCCCUACUCGGCGGCCCUGGCUCCUGUCCUCACUUCCUUCCCUUUUUGGCUCCUGCUGUCGGGCGGGCGGACGCUGGGAGGGGGGAAGCGGAAAGGGCGGGAGAGCCCGGGAACCCGGCAGGGUUCGGGAGGGGGGGGCGCGGAAAAGCUCGGGAGGGGACUCGGUCGAGGGCCAGAAACCGACCAGGACAGAGGGCCAGGACCCGCGCGCAGCCUCUCACCCCUCCCGACAGGCGCCCCCAUGGCUUGACCCCGCUGAUUCCUUCACUCGGCCAUGCUCCCGCGGCCCCUGCGGCUGCUUUUGGACACGAACCCCCCCGGGGGAGUCGUGCUGAGCAGCUUCCGGAGCCGAGACCCCGAAGAGGGUGGGGACCCAGGUGGCCGGGCCGUGGGCGGGGGGCAGGAGGAAGAGGAUGAGGAAGAAGAAGAGGCUCCAGUGUCUGUCUGGGAUGAGGAGGAGGAUGGCGCUACCUUUACUGUCACAAGCCGCCAGUAUCGGCCUCCUGAUCCCUUGGUCCCCUUGCCUCCCCCGCGUUCCUCCCGACGGCUCCGCGCUGGCACUCUGGAAGCCCUGGUCAGACACCUUUUGGACGCCAGGACAGCAGGGACUGACGUGACUUUCACGCCAGCCUUGCUGGCCACACACCGGGCCUUCACCUCCACGCCAGCGCUGUUUGGGCUUGUGACUGACAGGCUGGAAGCCCUCGAGCUGCGUGCUCCUGGCGAGCUAGAGAGGACCACAGGGGUAGCCAUCUCCGUUCUUUCAACUUGGCUGGCCUCUCACCCUGAGGAUUUUGGCUCUGAGGUCAAGGGUCAGCUUGACCGGCUUGAGAGCUUCUUGCUUCGGACAGGGUAUGCAGCACGGGAGGGUGUUGGGGGGGGCAGUGCUGACCUCAUCCGAAACCUUCGGGCCCGGGUAGAUCCCCGGGCCCCCGACCUUCCUAAGCCCCUGGCCCUUCCUGGCGAUUCCCCUGCUGACCCCACGGAUGUCCUGGUGUUCCUCGCUGACCACUUGGCCGAACAGCUGACCCUGCUAGAUGCGGAGCUGUUUCUGAACGUGAUCCCCUCUCAGUGUUUGGGAGGCCUCUGGGGUCACAGGGACCGGCCAGGACAUUCUCACCUCUGCUCAUCUGUCCGAGCUACUGUCACACAGUUCAACAAGGUGGCAGGGGCAGUAGUUAGCUCUGUCCUGGGGGCCACCUCAAUUGGAGAGGGGCCGGGGGAGGUGACCGUGAGGCCCCUCCGACCCCCACAGAGGGCCCGGCUCCUGGAGAAGUGGAUCCGGGUGGCACAGGAGUGCCGCCGGCUUCGGAACUUCUCCUCAGUCUACGCUGUAGUGUCUGCUCUGCAGUCCAGCCCUAUCCACAGGCUUCGGGCGGCCUGGGGGGAAGCAGCCAGGGAUAGCCUCAGAGUCUUCUCCAGCCUGUGCCAGGUUUUCUCAGAGGAAGAUAAUUAUUCCCAGAGCAGGGGGCUCCUCAUGCAGGAAGUGAAGCUGCAGCCCCCUGUGGAGCCACACUCCAAGAAGAUGCCAAGGUCCGGCUCCAGGGGUGGGGGUGUGGUUCCAUAUCUUGGGACCUUCCUGAAGGACCUUGUGAUGCUGCACGCUGCCUCCAAGGAUGAGCUGGAGAACGGCUACGUCAAUUUUGACAAGCGGAGGAAGGAGUUUGCUAUCCUUUCCGAGCUGCUACGCCUCCAGAACGAAUGUCGUGGCUAUGACCUCCGACCUGACCCCGAUAUCCAGCAAUGGCUCCAGGGCCUCCAGCCAUUAACUGAAGCUCAGAGUCACCGUGUGUCCUGUGAAGUGGAACCACCUGGUACCAGCGACUCUCCUGCUGUGAGGAUGCUCCGGCCGACGCUAGUCAUCUCCCAGUGGACAGAAGUCCUGGGCUCGGUUGGAGGCCCCACUCCUUUGUCCUGGGAUCGGCCCAGCGUUGGGGGAGACGAGGUCCCUGGAACCCCUGCUCCCCUGCUGACUCGGCUGGCCCAGCACAUGAAGUGGCCGUCUGUCUCCUCUCUGGACUCUGCCCUGGAAAGCAGCCCCUCCCUACACAGUCCUGCCGACCCCAGCCACCUCUCCCCUCCAGCCUCCUCCCCUAGGCCUUCUCGAGGUCACCGCCGCUCAGCCUCCUGUGGAUCUCCACUGAGUGGGGGCACAGAAGGGGCCUCUAGGGGUGCUGGAUAUGGGGGAGGAGCAUCUGGACCAGGGUCCUCUGAUUGCCGAAUUAUCCGAGUCCAGAUGGAGCUGGGGGAAGAUGGCAGCAUCUACAAGAGCAUCUUGGUGACAAGCCAGGACAAGGCCCCAAGUGUCAUUAGUCGUGUCCUUAAGAAAAACAAUCGUGAUUCUGCAGUGGCUUCAGAGUUUGAGCUAGUGCAGCUGCUGCCCGGGGAGCGAGAGCUAACCAUCCCACACUCGGCUAACGUCUUCUACGCUAUGGAUGGUGCAUCUCACGAUUUUGUCCUGCGGCAGCGCAGAAGGUCCUCCGCUGCCACACCGGGCUCCCACGCCGGCCCCUCUGCCUCAGGAACUCCCCCAAGCGAGGGAGGAGGGGGCUCCUUUCCCAGGAUUAAGGCCACAGGGAGGAAGAUUGCGCGGGCUCUGUUCUGAGGAGGACGUCCUGUUGGUUUACCGAAGUCAUAGCGCUUGCACCAGGUGUGAACCCACCAAUGGCGGCCGUUACACCAGGGCAGAAAUCCCGAAAGGUGGCCAGCAGCCCUGGGACAGUAAAGUGCACUUGUUUACCAAACCACCUCGAAAGCCAGCCCCAUGGGACUGGUGACCAUAUAACCAAGUUGGAUCCCUGCACAUGGCGUCCACCCGGGGAAGGUGGCAUACUGUCAGUGCUGGGGAGACUAUACUCCUGCCACGUGCUAGCCUGUGAAGGGCCCAGGAGAGGCCUAGAGGCUGAGCCCAGGGUGGAGGACGAUGACAGGACGUUCUGCUGGGACUUUCUCGUCCCACGCUGGGGGUUCCUGUCACUGUGCCAACACUAAGAUAAUAAACCAAACACUACCUGA
Molecule: messenger RNA, 3508 nt
Organism: Microtus ochrogaster (prairie vole)
Lineage: Eukaryota; Metazoa; Chordata; Mammalia; Rodentia; Cricetidae
Gene: Rgl2
Product: ral guanine nucleotide dissociation stimulator like 2
Biological process (GO): Ras protein signal transduction
Cellular component (GO): plasma membrane
Molecular function (GO): guanyl-nucleotide exchange factor activity
Source: RefSeq, a predicted model, not a curated record